GAGGACAGGAAGUAUUCUUCAUCGUCAAGAGCAGCACACCGCAAUCUCAGCAGCCGCAGCGGCAGCUGGGAUAAAAACAGCCAGAUCGGAAAAGGCGAUGGAUGGCUAAACGGAGGCGAACAAGUGUGGUCCCGCCGACACGGUAAAAGGAAUGUUUUGAACGACGAGAUACGCUUUUUGACCUGUUAUAUUAUUUUUUUUUUAUUGCUGUGUGUAUCCGCGACAUUGGUGACACUUGUAACAAAAGUGUAUGAAAUGGAAAAAAUUAAUGCAGAUGUUCUUGUUGUCAGCUGGCACCGAAGGUUUCGCUGUAAGCCCUACGGUCUCUGUCGGCAUGGAGGAAUAAAGGCUAAAAAUGUGUUUCGCAUCCACGGCCUCCACUGCCUCUUUGGAACACCGCGUCCAGGCGAGCUCGAUACCUCUACAUCAGUGACAGGUGUUGUUUAAGUUCAAAGUUCAUCAUGGUGUUUCCUGAAGCGAUGGAUAAUUUUAAACCAGAUUCACUACUCCAUUUGGUAGAAAACGCCACAACGCUGGCCAGUAUAAACCUGGGAGACUGUUUUGGUGACAGCUAUCAUCCUACAAUGAACGUGUCUGUUCUUACAUAUGAAUUAAUGACUGGGCAGUUGGCAAUUGCCACUUUGAUAUUUGCAAUAUUGUGGUUAAUUUCAGUCUUUGGCAAUGCUCUCGUGUGCCUCAUUAUUCACCGCAGUAGGAGGGCUCAAUCCACCACCAACUAUUUUGUUGUGUCAAUGGCUUGUGCAGACUUGCUUCUCAGCUUGGCCAGCUCACCUUUUACACUGCUCCAGGUGGCAUCAGGACACUGGGUUCUCAGUGGUGUGAUGUGUAAACUGGCGAGAUAUGUACAGUAUCUGGCACCUGGUGUGCAGAUUUAUGUUUUGCUUUCAAUCUGUAUGGAUCGUUUCUACACAAUUGUCUAUCCCCUGAGCUUCAAGGUCUCACGGGAAAAAGCCAAGAAAAUGAUCCUUGCAUCAUGGUUGUUUGACAUGGCCUUUGUUUCCCCAAGCCUUUUCUUUUUUGGCUUACAGGGGGACAACCACUGCAACUUCUUUCUGCCCGAAAACUGGAAGGGGAUUUUAUAUGGAGUUAUCCACCUUCUUGUGGGUUUCCUUGUCCCAUCUGUUGUUAUUAUCUUUUUCUAUCAGAAAGUUGUCAAAUACAUUUGGAGGAUAGGCACGGAUGGAAGGACAGUGAGGAGAACGAUGAAUAUCGUCCCAAGGACUAAAGUGAAAACCAUCAAAAUGUUUCUGAUGCUAAAUUCAUUGUUUAUGGUUUUCUGGCUUCCUUUUUAUGUGGCCCAGCUGUGGCAUCCCAAAGAGACUGACUUGAGACAGAGCUCUCUGUUAUUCACAGUUGUCACCUGGAUAUCCUUUAGUUCUGCAGCAUCGAAACCCAUUCUCUACUCCAUUUAUAAUGCGAACUUUCGACGUGGCAUGAAAGAGACCUUCUGCAUGUCAUCUAUGAAAUGCUACCGAAGUAAUGCCUAUGCCAUCACAACCAGUUCAAGGAUGGCCAAAAAAAAUUAUGUUGGGAUCUCAGAAAUUUCAGCUCCUACAAAAACUAUAACUAAAGAUGCCAUUUAUGACACAUUCGACAGAGAAGCAAAAGAAAAAAAACUUGCAUGGCCUAUCAAUUCAAAUCCACCUAAUACAUUUGUAUGAAGCAAAUGUGAAAAAGACUGAAUAAGAACUUUAAAAUCCUAAAUGGGUUUGGGGCAUUUUAUUCUGCUAGAGUUGACACUGUCCAGAUACAAAUUCAUUUUACAAAAUAUGGUCUUGAUUGGGCUUUUUUGUUUAACAGUGGAAGUUUAGAGUACAAGAUGCAGUGACGUGUACAGUUAUGGUUGUUAAUUAUAUGUACACAAAGUAGAUGAAUGCUGCAUUUUGUAUGAAUUUCAUUAAACCCUGAAAACAUUUUUAACUAUAAAAUAUUGUUUAUUAUUAAAUAUCAAGAUAAAUACUUUAUUUAAUGAUGUUUACUGGGUGUCUAAACAGUUGUUUCAACAGGGUAGCACACAGUGCAGCAAUUAACGUUUAUUUUAAUACAACACAGCGUAAAUGAAGUUAGGUCCUUAUUUCAUGUGUAACAAUUAACUUCUCCAAAUUAUGAUUAAUUUUUCACACCAUUUAUUCCAACUCAUGGGGUGAAACCUACCCCAGAGGAACCGCAUGCAAGGGAGAAACCAACAGAGUGAUGACCACCAGUCCUCCACAGGACACCCGCAUGUCCAGUUACUUUAGAGCAGUGGUCUCCAUCUCUGGUCCUGGAGAGCCCCAGUGGCUGCAGGUUUUCAUUCUAACCCUUUUCUUAACUCUUUGAGGGCUGAAUAUUUUUUCCAAAAAAAAAACUUUUGGUUUCACACAGAAAUCAACAUAAAACGUCUGUUGCUGCAUGCUGUGGCUGCCAGUUUGCCAAGAAUGAACGGCAAGCUUGCUGCCAGGCUGUCUUUGCGCAGCUGGGGUAGCAGCAGCAGCAGUCACGGUCACACUGCAUUACAUUCUGAUUGUUAAGUGGCAGUCCUCCCUGGCGAACAUUGUCACAACCACAACUAGCUGGGGACCAAUCAGCUGAAGCUGGAACCUCACAUUCGUUUUCAGUCACUUGUAUCAAAAUCGGAGUCCGACAAGUCAUAGUCCAGUCCAGAGAUAAUAGGCAAGACGUCGUCCACGGAGUAUUUAACUUUUCACAUUUGCUUUGAUCUCUCGCCAGAUAUCAGUGCCAUUUUUGCCAUUGUGUGCGCCUUGCUACUCACGUGAGCGCAGGGAAUCUCGGUCAAACCAAUGAAGCUAACUUUCCUUCUAGCAAUGAGAGUCCAACGUAACGGUUGGUUUUGUCACAGUUUACAGUUGAUUACCAUUGUCAACUCCUCCUUUUGACAAAAGUCGACAUCAGCCCUGAAAGAGUUAAUGAGUGACCUGUUUUUGCUGCCAAUUAACUUCUUCAGAAUUAAUUUUAUUUGACUUGCUCUUGAAGACUCAGACCCCUUAAUUGUUUCUUUAACUUAAUUAGCAGCCAAACAAUAAUGAAAUACAAAAUGAGCCAAAACAACUGGUGUCCAUCAUACAAUAUCUUAAAAUAAAGAAAGGUGAAGGUCUCAGGAAUGUCGAUCUGCUCAGGACCCCAAAACAUUUUAUCGCUGCUCUUAGAAAGGAGAAAAUCAAGAAUUUCUGGAAAGUACAAUGAGAGCAGCAACAAGCCAUGGAAUUGAAGAAUGUGUUUAAUUAACAACAAGAAUCAGAGUCUAAGUAAGCAACUGGCUGGAGUGAAAUUAGUUGGAGUUUCAGGCCCUGACUUAGUUGGUCUUCUGUUGGCUCACUCACUUCACAUUUGAUUUCUGUUUGGGUGCCAUUUAAGGAAAGAAACAAAGCAAUUCAGAGGAACAAUGAAGAAAUUCAGGGGGACAAAUCUUAAUAAAAACAAGUCAACUAAAAUUAAUUAGCAGCAAAAACAGUGCACUAAUUAAGAAGAGUCAGAAUGAAAACCUGCAGCCACUGGGGCCUCCAGCACUGGAGUUGGGGGCUCCUGCUUUAGAGUCACAACACACAAACAUCUUUUAAACAUGGUGAGAAAGUUAUUGGGCCUGGGUUCAAAUGCAAAAUUCUGAAGCCAUGAGAAAGAAAUGCGAAUCACCAGUGUCUCACUACAAGUCCUUACUGCUGAGAGCUUUAUAUCAAUAGACAAUAUGGGAUAUCAUCAACAAAGGCCUACAGAGAUGUCUUUGUGAAACAAUCUGUAUCUGAAAUGAUGAGCAUUCCAGAAGUCAAAGAGAUACCUACUUGUUUUGGGUAGGGCUCAUAAUUAAGCUGAAAUUUGUUUUGCUUCUGUAAAGUUUUUCUGCGUCAUCCCCACAGUGCCUCAACUGCCUUUGUGAGUGACAAAUCAUGAAAGUCUUGUAUAAUGAUAAGGCAUCUAUCUAUCUUUUACUUUAUAUUGAGAACACAAUGGCAUUUUAAUAGCAGCAAAUGACUUUGAUGUUGCAUAUUUGUUAUGUACAUUUGAAAAGCAGCGCAUCCCCAAAUGUACCACCUUAACUGCUGUUCACCAUUCCAACAUUUGCCUUUGUAUCUUCAUGACAGUAUUGUAAAAAUUCUCACAUUAAACUAUUUUUCAAACUG
Erpetoichthys calabaricus (reedfish) is the source of this 4136-nucleotide messenger RNA. RefSeq names its product G protein-coupled receptor 19 (gene gpr19). Gene Ontology annotation, biological process: G protein-coupled receptor signaling pathway. Bases 462 to 1682 code for a protein of 406 amino acids. Gene Ontology annotation, cellular component: plasma membrane. The transcript has 2 exons. NCBI's taxonomy places the organism in Eukaryota, Metazoa, Chordata, Cladistia, Polypteriformes, Polypteridae. The record is from RefSeq and is a predicted model, not a curated record. Gene Ontology annotation, molecular function: G protein-coupled receptor activity.